Penaeus monodon (black tiger shrimp) is the source of this 1508-nucleotide messenger RNA. RefSeq names its product tRNA methyltransferase 10 homolog A-like. The record is from RefSeq and is a predicted model, not a curated record. The coding region runs from base 145 to 1158 and encodes 337 amino acids. Gene Ontology annotation, cellular component: nucleoplasm; nucleus. NCBI's taxonomy places the organism in Eukaryota, Metazoa, Arthropoda, Malacostraca, Decapoda, Penaeidae. Gene Ontology annotation, molecular function: tRNA binding. The transcript is spliced from 2 exons. Gene Ontology annotation, biological process: tRNA N1-guanine methylation.
CGGAUACCCAAUCGGAGUCUUACGCGAACGCCGUGUUACACGUGAGGGACCCGAUAUGUUGCGAGAAAGUCCAAUUACCUCGACCUUUUGUGCCUUUUAAUGCUCGUUCGUGUGAAGAUAAGGAAAAAGGGUUAAACAAAAGCAAUGGAGUCAGCAGAGGGUAUCAACGGUGUUCACGAAGAGGAUACACUUCUCGACAACAGACCUCCCUCGGUCGAAGAAAACGGCAACACGGACAACAAUGACAACACCAAAUCUUCACCAGUCCCGGAGCAGAGUGCCAAUGGGGGAGACACUCAGAUGCUAUCCAAAAGACAGCAGAAGAAGCUCCUGAGAAGACAGAAGUGGAACGAAACGAAAGCGGAGAGAAGAAAGAAGGAGCGGGAAAAGCUGAAGAAGAGGUUGGUGGAGAAGAGGGCGGCCGGAGAGCCCUGCGGCAACAUCAGGAAAAAGUUGAAGCAGAUGACCAUGGCAAGCAGUUCGUGUAAGCAGCGUGUUGUUGUCGACAUGUCCUUUGACGACCUCAUGAUUGAGAAGCAUUUGUCUCAGUGCGUUAAGCAGGUUAGCCGUUGUUAUAGCGCCAACCGGAGAGUCAGUAGCCCUAUGCAACUCUAUGUAACUAGCUUUGAGGGGAAGUGUGCAGAGGUCAUGUCCAAACAGAAUGGUUAUGAACACUGGGAUGUGUACUUUAAGAAGGAGAAUUAUAUGGAUAUUUUCCCCAAAGAAGACAUAAUAUACCUCACAAGUGAAUCAAAGAAUGUUAUUACAUCCGUGGAUGAAAAUAAAGUGUAUGUCAUUGGAGGCUUGGUAGACCACAAUGUGCAUAAAGGGUUGUGUCUUAGACUGGCUGAAGAGAAAGGUAUUACUCAUGGCAGGCUUCCAAUAGAUGAAUUCAUUGAGAUGAAGACGAGAAAAGUCUUGACCAUCGAUCAUGUGUUCCGCAUUAUACUAGGAGUCACGGAAGGGGGGUCGUGGAAGGAGGCUUUCCUGAACACCAUCCCGGCAAGGAAGGGGGCAGUCGGCAAGGAUGAGGAAAACGACUGUGAAGAUUCCGAAUUGGAUAAAGAUGCGACUAACAAUUCAGACGACAAGAGCGAAGACAACCCCUCAGAGAGCAAAGAGCCUAUUAUCGAAGAAGGGGAUGCGGAGAAGAGCUGAUACUGAUAGGCUUAGGCUGUUUAUUGUUACUUGAAUUGUAUGUAAUGCAUCUUCUCUCAGUUUUUUUAUUCAGUUUUUUAAUUAAAUUCUUGUCAGGUUUAUAUGUAAACCUUGUAAUCGCCUGGAAUUUAUGACUUGUCAGAUUGAUGAGAAUAUUAAAUGGGUGUUUGAGAGCUGUGACAAAAAUCCCAUAGGUUGGGUAUUUUUACUGUAUGUAUUUUUAGCUUAAAGCAAAGUAAGAAGAAAAGGUUUAAAGAAAGGUAAUCACUUUUAGUCCAAGCACACAUAGGCUUCUAUGCCAUGAUAAAACUGUAUCUGAAAUCAGACAACUAUAUAAAGGAAUAAAGAAU